AUCAUCAUUAACUAGUAAAACAUUAAUCAAAGUAUAUGCAUAUUGUUCUAUACCAAAACGUAUUGUUAGAAGACUGUUAGAUAUCAUGAAGAGUAUCCUGUUCUGUGCUUUUUUUCUAAUAUUUGCUUAUGCACAAGCAGCUAUUCCAGAUGAUAGAGUUUCAGCAAUGGCAAUGGAUAUAGGUUUAUCAGGAAAGGAUUUCCAAUUAUGUUUAAAUAAAGGACGCGUAGAUUUAGAAACCUUUCUGGAACUAAAUGAAGCAGCUUUCGAUGAAGAUACGAUUAACUAUCCGCCAGAAAUGGUAAAAAAAGUAGGAACUGUCACAGCGUGCAUAUUUAAAAUACAUGGCGUGUUCCGUGAUUCCAAAUUUCUUCCAAAUGAAUUAUUUCGAUUAAUGAAUCGACUAAAACGCACAAAUGAACCCAUUCCUCUUCCAAUAGCUACUACGAUUCGAAAAUGCUCUGAAACAGGCAACAGUACCGAUGAAGAAGCUGUUGUUGCAUUUAAUUUCAUGAUUUGUUUUAAACGAGAGAUGAUAAAGAUGCGUGGCCAUUAAUCUGUAUAAUAUUGUCACUGAAUUAAAAUAGUGUAAUAAAGUAAUUUUUACUUAAAUA
Messenger RNA from Polistes dominula (European paper wasp), 614 nucleotides. RefSeq lists its product as uncharacterized. Gene Ontology annotation, molecular function: odorant binding. Lineage: Eukaryota; Metazoa; Arthropoda; Insecta; Hymenoptera; Vespidae. The record is from RefSeq and is a predicted model, not a curated record.